This is a messenger RNA of Rhea pennata, 5670 nucleotides long. RefSeq names its product codanin 1 (gene CDAN1). The transcript is spliced from 28 exons. Bases 3 to 3980 code for a protein of 1325 amino acids. The record is from RefSeq and is a predicted model, not a curated record. Gene Ontology annotation, cellular component: nucleus. Gene Ontology annotation, biological process: chromatin organization. NCBI's taxonomy places the organism in Eukaryota, Metazoa, Chordata, Aves, Rheiformes, Rheidae.
GAAUGGCGGCCGUUUUGGAGCUGCUGCUGCGCGGGGAGGUGGCGGCCAGCGCCGUGGUGCGGUGGCUGCGGCAGGGCCCCGGCCACCGCCCGCCCGAGGAGAACCACAUCCAUGAGAAGCUGGUAUCUCUUAGUUUGCUUCAGAAAGACUUUGUGCCUUUUCUGCUGAAUUUUUUAAGGGAGCAGACCAGCCAGAUCCUGACUAAUGGACCCUCUACUCCUGCUAAAACCCCAAAUUCCAAAGCCCAUGGAAAUCAAAGGACAGGAUCAGAAAGGAGGGCAGGUCACACAACAGGAUCAAACAGCAGCCGGGUGCAGCUCUUUUCUGAAAGGACUUCGGUGACCUCCUGCACCACAGAUACCAGCUUUUCUCCUGCUGCUGCAUCCAGUGGCUCCUCUUCCUUUUCUGGGUCAAACCUGUCUAGUCCUUGCAGUGACUUCCCUAGCAUGGUCUCCACUAGCAGCCCAAGCUUUGGGUACAGCCCUGUGCUUAACCACAGUGAGAAGCGCUCAUCGCAGAAGGCGAGCUUGGGGAGCUUCCUUACACCCAUGCCUGAAGCCCCACCGGUGAGGCGAGGCAGAAGGAAAGGCAACAGCUCAGUCGGUGCCUCUGGCCGACAGGUAGUUCGGGACCUAGGACGUUCCUUGGCUGAGGAUGAAGAUGGAAAAAGUGAGAGUACAUCAUGGAGCACAGGGAGAAGGAAGCGGAAUGAAGUGCCUCUUGUUUCUGCCAGAUCCCCACCCAGACAGUUAAAUCUCAACAAUUUGGAAGAGUUUCCGCCCAUGGAUGCUGCCUCUGGCUGGACAAACAAAAGCAAACCAUCAAGGCGAAUCAACCCAACUCCUGUAAGUGCCGAGCGCCCCCUCUCAAAACCAAAGAUGUGCUUCACUUCUACACCUGUCAGUCAGUCACCAGCUGCUCGAUUUCCGUCUGGGACAAGCCUUGAGGCCUUUACUGCCAUCCAGGAGGGAAAUCUUACUUCUGUGGUAGGGAGCAGCCUUCAAGAGGAGAGGGAGAUGCUGAGGAAAGAAAGAUGCAAGCUGCUGCACCAGGCGUCUUCUCCUGCAGGGCUGUCUCUUGAUCCUGGUACUCCUACUAAACCUGGCUAUGCUCGUAGUGGUAGCCUCUCCACUGAAAGCCACCUGGUGACCUGUGCAAAUCCUGCUAAAGUUUCCUGCAAGAAACAGUUGGAGUGUCUGGCGCAGCUCUAUUCAUCUUGUAUAGCAGAAAAUCUGGUACCAAAUAUUUUUCUGGAGCUCUUUUUUGUUCUGCAGCUGUUAACGUCUAAAGGCACUUCUGCAGAAGAUGGGGAGAGCGACCUUGAAGUCAAUGAAAGAAGUGAAGAUGCAUCAAGGAAACAGCAUUUCCGAAAUGUGCACAACUGUGUUUAUUUUGCUGUUCAAGUCUUGGAUUAUCAGUAUGAAAUUAUUUCCCAUUUAGAAAAGGGGACACUGAAGCUCUUGGCUGAAAAUGAACGGAUUGCAUCUUUUUCUCCCACCUUGCACGAGAGGCUCAGGCAGGCUUAUGAAAGCAGCACAGCCAAGGUGUCUCUCUUGCUGCCCUGCUCUGUACAAUCUGUUUCUUUCCAGCCAGAAACUGACAAUCGCUCUAACUUUCCCAGUGACAGAGCAUUUCAUAUAUUUAAAAAACAAAGGGAUAUCUUUUAUGAAUUACUGCGUGAAUGGGAGGAUAAUCAUGAAAAAUCUGGCUGGGACUUUGAAAGAGUUCUGGGCAACAAGAUCAGGGCUAUGAUGGCUCACUUAUCUGCAACCUGCAACCACAGCCACUUUGCCAGGCUUUUUCAGAAACAGCUCAUCCAGAUGUGUAAAGGUCCUAUUGGUGGUGGCACAAGCUGGGGAGAUACCCCAGACCAGGAUGUCCUUAAUAUGCUGGGCUCUGAUAAUCUGAGCCGGCUGAAGAGACUGCAGGAAAGAUUUGUCGUUCCUCAGAGCAUCAGAGGACCUUGCCCACCCCCUUCGUUCACAGGGUGUCAGCAGUUCUUCAGGGACUUCAUCCUCAGCGCAGGCAGUUAUCAGUUCAAUCAGCACCUGGUGGAUAGCCUGUGCCUGAAGAUACUCGAACUAGACGGCCUUACUCUGAUAGAGCAUGAGCACAGUGAUGGGGAAGCAGAUAUGGAUGAACAGGGUGAAAAGAAGCGUUUCACUGUGGUGCUAUUAAGCCUGCGACUCCUUGCCAAAUUCCUGGGGUUUCUUGUUUUCUUGCCAUAUCGCACCAUGGAACAGCCAACUAGAGACCUGCUAGAGUCUGCAGUAGCUUUAAGAAACAGAACCCAGCCAGUACUGGAUGUGUUGAAGCUUCUGAGACAAUCUAUUCGAGACCGACGUGCUGUCCUCACUGUUCCUUGGAUUGUGGAGUUCCUUUCCCUUGUGGAUCAUAUAGCUCCUUUUCUUGAUUACUACAGGAAGGUAUUUUGUCUCUUGCUGCAGGUAUACAGGUUAAUGGUCCUUUCUGAAGAUAAGGAGAUGAGUUUCCUGAACAAGCUGCUGAUUCUUGCAGUUCUGGGUUGGCUUUUUCAGGUUCCAUCAGUCCCUGAAGAGUUGUUCUUUGCCACUGAUGUCAGGAAGGAGGGAUUGAUGAUGGGUGCUGUGACAUCCACUCGAGCUUUGGACUCUGCACCCUUGGUGGAUCAGCAGUUGCUUUAUACCUGCUGUCCCUAUCUUGGUGAGCUGCGGAAACUCCUUGCCUCUUUUGUGGCUGGCAGUGGAGCAAAGAAUGGUGGCUUUAUAAGGAAAAUCACUCCAACAGCUGCAGAGUCCUUGAAACCCAAACCUUCUGUCACACAAAGAAAACUGCAGGCAGAGUUGGAACAGGCCUUCUUCCACAAUCAGCCCCCAUCCUUGCGGAGAACAGUUGAAUUUGUGGCAGAGAGGGUGGGAUCCAACUGCGUUAAGCACAUCAAGGCAACGCUAGUAGCUGAGUUGGUUCAAAGGGCUGAAGUCAUGCUGCAGGAUAAAGUGAAGGAGGAGGAUGCUAAUCAUGACAAGCUGCUGGAAGAGGUGUGCGCUCAUCUGUAUGAGGAAGGGGCCCAGGCACUCAUCAGAGGCAGAGAAUUUUGCAAAAAGAAAGGGCCUGAGGCAGUAAGAGUGUUACUGCCAGAAGAGACAUCUGCAGCAGUUUUGAAUAGUGCAGAAGACAUUGCAGUGGAACUGGCUACUGAGAAGGCCUGUGGCUGGCUUUCUGCCAACAUUGCAGCACUGAUCAAAAGAGAAGUGAAGGCAACCUUCAACAGAAUGCUGAAAGCACCAGGACUUUCCUUACCCAGCGAGGAUGCUCUGGAGCUGAGAAGGGACUGUCCCCCAGGCUGUCAACACCAUGCUCCAUUUCCCUCCCAAAUCAUCAAUGAGAUAAAGGAUGUACUCUGCAUUGCUGUGGGCCCACGGGAUGAAGAUGAAGUGAUUGACUAUGUCUGGCUGGAGUGCUUGCUUGGAAGACUAAGUCAGACCCUUCGGUGCAGAAAGUUCAUGUGUCCCACAUCAGAACAACAGCUGGCAAAGUGCACGGUUGAGUUGGCUUCUUUGCUGGUUUCAGAUCGUGUUCCUCUGCGUCUGGGGCUCAGGCCCCCAGAGAAGAGCUCUGAGAGGCUACGUGUAAAGAAUAGUCCCACGUAUGGCCUUCUGAAACUGCUGCUUUCUGUCUGGAAGGAGGACUUUGGGACGCCUGUUCCUGUGCAGCUGAUCUUCAGCAGGAAGAAUGUUGCCUAUGUUGCAGAAGUCAAACAGCGAGAGUGGGAUUUGUUCCUUUUCAUGCUUCAUGGUCUUGUAGAACAUGAUCUAAUGGGAAUUAGAGAAAUAGAGAGUUGCUUGCAUAACCUCGAAGAGCUCCCUUGGCCCUCAGAUUUCUUAAAAGAACUGGAAAUGCUGUCUAGAGUAUUUAUAUCAGAACAUCAUCUGGAAGAGCCCAGGACUAACCCUUGUGAUCUGGCAAGACAAUCUCUAGGUACUGUGACAGCACAAAGCUAGUGGAGAUGGACUCUGUGGAUAUAAGUAACUAAUGAAAAUGCAAAUGGAAUUUUAGUGUUGCUGAAGGCAUUGCAGGCUCCUUGCUGGGAGAGCCCUGCAUAUAAGAGAUUGCUGUACGAACACUGCACUGGUCUUUAUUGGUGGACGUUUUGUAAUGAUGACUAUUCUGAAGGAUUUACAUCUGCAAGUGGAUCUCCAAGUCAAAAGUCCUUUAAGCACCUUGAUCAUGGCUUGCAGCAGCUGAUUUUUUUAGACUCAUAAAUACCUUUUGUAUUUAUACAGAAACAAGCUGUGACCAGACCCAGGAAUCGAUUCAGGUGGAUAAAAGUUAUUUUGUGAUGAAGAGAGAUGGUUUCCUGGUGGCUGUCAUUAAAUGAAUGUGACUUCUCAUGCUCUCUUUUAACAAAGACUGUGCUGUCGGGGGAGGGAAAAGGUGAACCUGUAUAACACAGAGAUGAGCCUAUAUUUAUUUUUCCACUGUAAGCUCGAUUUUGAAGAUUUGAUUUUAAUCUUUAAAAGACUCAUUUUAAAAGUGAAACCAUAUUAAAUAUGUACACCAGAACACCGAUGCUGUUCUUAAAAGAUUUGUGUGUUUAAGGCUUUUUUUUUCUCUUCCCUUUCCAUCUCUUGAUGGAAAUGUAACUUUUCCUGGGGUUUUUAAUGGAAAUAAGGGAGAAAAUAUCUGAGUAUAUUUUUUACUGAAGAUAGAUUGACAGUAUUUUUAAGAAAUGUUUUUAUAGUAUGUGAGCAUAAAUGGCAUCUAGCCAUUCACUGUUUUUUAUAAUCCUUCUUGCCUUGAGUUUGGGUUUUUCAGGUGGGAAAUGCUCCAGCAAGAAAAACUACAGACUGGAAGAACAGACAGGAAAAAAGUAGUGAAAAAAGCAUUGCAUAACAUCCUCCGGAGAGUUGGUUUGAAAGGAAUUCGUUUCAUGGAGGACAGUGGGCAUUUUCUGACCUUUUGAAUAGACCAUCACCAAUGGUGGGACCUCCCUAUUACCCCCAAGUAUCUCUGCAAAAUGGGGUUUGUUUUGGGGGGCUACUGGUAGCUGCAGAACAUAAUUAGUUGCUUAUUAGAUGUCUUAUGUUCUUUCCUGUAGCAGUAAGGAUUAUAUUUUCCUUUUGUCUAUGUGCAUCCUAUUAGCACAGGCUUUUCAGAAAGCAAAUACUAUACUAUGUAAGAGGAACAUCUGGACAAGGUGAACCUAGGGCUUUUUAAUACUGUGAGUUAAUUAGAUCGCCUCUUUCUUAUAUGAGGCAGGAAAAAGUAAUAUCUUAGUGGUGCUUUUUAAAUUUUAAUAAGAACAAAUAAUUAGUUCUGGGGGUCUUUUUUUAAGUAGAAUUCUGACUUCUGUUAAAAUCUAGAUGAUUGAUAGAGAGCAAGAGACCACAGAGGAACAUCGCUGUGUUUUGAACUGUACUGAGGAGUUAAUGAUUCGGUUAGUAAGCACUGUGUUGAAAGAUCUGUCACAUGCCAUCUCUGUCUUAUUUUAGGGGUUUUCUGGUGUGAAUGAAGUAGAGGGUACCUAAAAGUAGACAUGCUGCCUAAGCAGUAAAGACAUGGUAAUAUAAACUGAAAUAGCAAGUAUCCUGCUCAUGCUAUACCUGCUCCCUGAGGCUAAGUGUUAUGUGAUAUUUGGCUGCAGGUCUCACCUGAAGUUGUUGUUUGUCAUAAUAAACAUGAUUAAAUGUC